This is a messenger RNA of Orbicella faveolata, 825 nucleotides long. Its product is annotated as deoxyribose-phosphate aldolase-like. Lineage: Eukaryota; Metazoa; Cnidaria; Anthozoa; Scleractinia; Merulinidae. Gene Ontology annotation, molecular function: deoxyribose-phosphate aldolase activity. The record is from RefSeq and is a predicted model, not a curated record. Gene Ontology annotation, cellular component: cytoplasm. Gene Ontology annotation, biological process: deoxyribonucleotide catabolic process; carbohydrate catabolic process.
AAACAGGCGUAAAAAUAUUAUUAAGGUGUGACAUAUUUUAAGUGUGACAUAACUAUUUGGGGCCCACAGUUUUAGCUAAAACUGUGGGCCCCAGGCGGAAUAUUCCCUGAAACACUAUCACAAUUACAAGUACAGAUUUAAAUGAAGAAGUACAAAUUUAAAUGGAGAACUGUUUGUUGUAGAUGUUGACAUGCAUUAUUGAUUUUUUACUUAUUUUUCCUUACAGGUGAACUUGGCUCUCUAACCAAUGUUUACAAAGCUAGUCUGGUUUCAAUGAUGGCUGGAUCAGACUUCAUUAAAACAUCAACUGGUAAAGAGUCUGUAAAUGCAACAUUUCCAGUCGCAUUAGUUAUGGUGCGGGCAGUCAGGGAUUUCUAUCAGCAAACAGGUCACAAAGUAGGCUUCAAGCCAGCAGGUGGAAUCCGUAGUGCCAAAGAUGCUUUAACAUGGCUUUCCUUGAUGAAGGAAGAACUUGGAGAUGAUUGGACACAUCCCAACUUGUUUAGAAUUGGUGCCAGUUCUCUGCUUGGAGACAUAGAGAGGCAACUUUUUCACCAUGUUACAGGGAGAUAUGCUGCACAACAUGAAAUGGCAAUGGCUUGAUGACUAUAAGGAGCAAUUGUGUACUGAAAAUACAGCAACCUUUCAACGCAGAAAGAAAAGAGUUACUCCAUCAUUACCAAUUGUUCAAAGUUGAGAAACUUACCUUUUGGAGUGAAAAUGUGAACUUCAUAAUUUAUGGAAAUGGGGAUUGGUGUUUUUACCUGGAGUAGUCAAAUGUGACCUAUUUAAUAAAACGUUUUACUAGUAAUAAAGUGUAAGCUG